AUGAGACAAAAAGAUACCAUAUAUAAUAAAAGUCAUUUAAAGACUAAAAUAAAGAAGCCUUAUGAUUAGAGAUUGAUGGAGAGAUUGGCUAAUAAAAUUUAGAGAGUUGAAACACCAAAUUAGACUUAUUAGAAUAAAAUAUAAGAAUUUUAUUAAACAAUUAAUCAGAGCCAAUAAUAAAUCACUUAGACUGUUAUAGAAUCCAAACUAGAUAAAUUACAUGAAAAUUAUUAGAUAGAAUUGAAGAAAAGAGAAUUUACUUAGAAAGUAUUGUAUUUUGAAUCUACCUUAUGAGCACAUUCAAGAAAUAUUGAGACAGUAAAAAUUAUAUAGUCAAAGAUAAAUUGAAUUAUAUGAUAGUAAUUUUGAAAGACCUAGACAUAAAGAAAUUGAAGAAUCUUAUUAUAAGGAUCCAAAAUACUUAAAAAGAAAACAAAGUAGAUUGCAUGAUUAUCAAAAGAAUAAAUAUGAAGUAUAAUAUAUUUUGGAAUGUAUAGAAAUACUGGAAACUAUAGCCAAUGUUAGGUAAACUUUAGAAUUGA
Molecule: messenger RNA, 542 nt
Organism: Paramecium primaurelia
Lineage: Eukaryota; Ciliophora; Oligohymenophorea; Peniculida; Parameciidae
Source: the annotation of a GenBank genome assembly